Rhineura floridana is the source of this 12455-nucleotide messenger RNA. RefSeq lists its product as uncharacterized. The transcript has 70 exons. The record is from RefSeq and is a predicted model, not a curated record. Bases 140 to 10816 code for a protein of 3558 amino acids. NCBI's taxonomy places the organism in Eukaryota, Metazoa, Chordata, Lepidosauria, Squamata, Rhineuridae. Gene Ontology annotation, molecular function: lipid carrier activity. Gene Ontology annotation, biological process: lipid transport.
UAGGUAUUCCACUUCCACCACUACCUUCCUACCAGGAGGGGGCGAUAAAAGGAGCGGCGUCUCCCUGGAAGGCACCGCUAUUGUUGAAGUGCUGGCCAGCUGUCGCAGAGUUUUAAGAUUGCAAAAUGUGCAGAUCAAGAUGACCUUUGAAUCCAAAGAGAAGCUGUACAAGGAAAAUGGCAAUUUAAGGGAAGUGCUGGAGCAACAUCCCCUUUGGUUUUGCUUUCAUAAUGGGAAGAUUCUGAAGAUCUUCCCCCAGGAGAGUGAGACAACCUGGGCGCUCAACAUCAAGCGUGGCAUCCUCAGCACUCUGCAGACGUCGUUGGAAGCAGCUCCCAAUAGCAGUAUGGAAGAGGUGGAUGUCUUGGGGAAAUGCCCAACCAACUAUCAGAGGAAAGGACCUCUCCUUUUGAAGACAAAAGAUUUAAACCUUUGUUCUCACCGGUUUUCUGGAUUUACUUCUCUGAGGUCUGUGGCUCUGCCCAGUGCACCACAGCAGCUCUUGUCAUCCAAGCUUGAAUGUGUUCAGAGGUUUGAGGAGGGGAUCCUGGCAGAAUCCCAGUGCACAGAGUCCCAUCUCAUUACACCUCCUGUGAGGGAGGGCAGUGGUGUGACGACGCAGACGCAGAUGUCAAUGAAGCUGUUCCGAAGGGAAGCUGGCAUCACAGCCCGUGAAAGAGUGGACAGCAAGGCCUUCUAUGAAAGCAGCCUGUUGUAUGAAAGAGAAAAACCAGCAAGAUUGUUGGAAGAGGAGGAGAACGUGGCGGCGGCUAAAAUACUACAGAAGCUCUGUAUGAAAUCUCGUCUGGAUUCUGAGUCCGCCGACCUAUUCAUGACGUUGGUCUUUGAGCUUCGACGUCUCUCUGCUGGUGCCUUGCUGAGCCUGUGGCGGGGAUCUCCUUCAAUGAAGUGUCAAGGCAACUGGCAACCCCUAGAGGACGCUCUCCCUUCCUGCGCAACGGAAGCCUGCGUGAUCCUGAUGAAAGAGAUGAUCAUUUCUGAAGAAGCAGAAGAGGAGAAAAUAGAAUCUUUCCUUUGGUCGCUCCCCUUUAUCCCUGAACCCACUGCAGGCAUGAUAGAUGCUCUGGCUCCUGUGCUGCAGUUACCACGAGGAAGACAGAAUGCCCUUUUGGGAAUAACUGCCCUGGUACAUCAUUUCUGUUCUGUGAGGGAUGGUUGUGACCAGGAGCCUGCAGUACGGGGAAUUAUGAAGAUUCUGAAAGGACACCUGGGGAGAAAAUGUACCUUGCAUGAGUCUGACGGAAUUGGCCAGAUGGAACUGACUUUAAAAGCAAUUGGAAAUGCGGGACUUGCAGCAGCACAUCUUGUGCCUAUCCUGAGUUCCUGUGCAACGCUGAAAAGCAACCCUCUAGAAAUCCGACUUGCUGCCAUAGAGGCCUUCCGGCGUGUUCCUUGUGCUGCCAAUCAUGGUGCAUUAGUCCGUCUGUAUCAAACCUACAAUGAAGAUGUAGAAAUAAGAAUAGCGUCUUAUCUCACGGCCAUGAAAUGUCCAAGCGAAGCAUUAUUUCACCAAGUUCAAUGGACUUUGCAGGAGGAGAAAUCCAGCCAAGUGGGUGCAUUUGUCUGGAGUCACCUUUCUGAGCUUCUGGAAACCGAUGACCCGCUGAAGCAACAUCUGAAGAAUUCCCUUCCAAAUGACAUCCUUAGCAAAGAAUUUGUCGGGGAGACGUGGAAGUUUUCCUCCUAUUCAGAUGUUACCUUCCACUCAGCUGCAGCUAGUGCAAACGUCGAGGCCAGGCUCAUAUUCUCCCCAGCAUCUUUCAUCCCACGCCUGAUGGCAAUGAAUUGGACAGUCCACCUGCUUGGACGGGCUAUCAAUCUCCUGGAGGUUGGCAUCCGGUUAGAGAAUGUAGAAGAUGUUGUGCAAAAGUUAUUUGGCUUCCAUCCAGGUCAAGGCACCAAAGAAAGAUACUCCAAGGAGGAACCUCCAAUGGAAAUGGGGCACAAAACGCCCACAAAUAAGCCAACAGUAGCCAAGAGAAAUGAUCCACCAUAUAAAGAAAGCAAGCCCAGCUUAGGAAAGGAAAAGCAACGCUGCCCAAGCGGGCAGUACAAUAAGAUGAGUGAGUUAGAGAAAAAGUUCACCAAAAGAAUGGGAAAAAAGAAACCAAAGUGUGGUCUGAGCGUGAAAGUCUUUGGGAAUGAGCUUGCUGUUUCGGACUGCAGGGAUCUCAGAAGUCAAGUGAAGCGCUCUUACCUGAACCUGGCAGAACUAGUCGUAAAAUUGCUAAAGGGCCAAGAAGUCCAGUUCAAUAAGAGGUUGAGUCUGGCCACGGAAGAGCUGCUGUUCCCAGUGAUCUCUGGCUUGCCAGUCCUCCUGGCUUUAAAUGCCUCAGCAGCUAUCAGUGCGGCAAUCAAAGGCAAUAUGGACUUCAAACAACGCAGUAAUUUUUUUCUCAAUGGCUAUAUCAAGCCAAGUGCUGUCUUUCAGAUUUCUGCUCAAAUGGGGACAGUGGGAGCUCUGGGGGGAACUGGCUUGAACUGGUCCACUGGACUGAGGUCAUCGACCAGCCUUGAUGGAGGGAUCCAGGUGAAAAAGGGGAAAGAGUUUAAUAUUUUUCUGAACACUCCCGAAGAAUCUAUGGAAAUUCUUUAUUUCAGCUCUCAACUGAAUGUAAUGACAGCAGAUGAAAUGGAAACUGUUCACAGUUUCCCAAGCCAUAGCAAGACCAGAUCAUGCACAAAUGAAGACGCGUCUAAGGCAUUGGGCUGGCAGCUGUGCGCCGAGAUUUCUAACCCUGGCAACAAGACUGGCAGCUUCGUUUUCCCAUUUGCUGGCCCUGUGAAAGCUGCCAUAACAUUGAGGAAGCAGGACCGAAGCCUACACCAGUACUUAAUAAAAGCUGCAUAUCAUUAUAUUUCUCAGAAAGGUUCCUGGAUCCCAAAUGAAGCUGGCCUGCAUUUCUUCAUGGGGACUCCGAAGUCAGAGCUGAAAAGGGACAUUGCUAUCGACUUCCACUUUAAUAUCCCCCAAAAGAAAUUCAGAAUUGAAUUUGUCCAGCCAAAGAAAAGAAUGCAAAUGAACGGAAAAAUUGAAGCCUCUAGAAAUUCCCGUGUUGGACAUCUGGAACUGAUACUAGAUGAUGACAACAUUUAUUACAUUAAGGGAAGAGCAGAUCUGCACACAGUGGCUGCAGAGCAGAGGUACACAACCCACCUGGAAGCCAAGUUGCUCAACCACGGAAGCCCCAUUGUUCUUUCGGGAAAUAUCACAAAGCAGCCUGGAAAGAAGAUGAUGUUUUCAGUGUCCUUGAUUAAUCUGCUGAAGGACUCAGCUUUCCUUGUAGUGUGCAUAGAGAAAAGGGCAGAUGAUAAGCUGAAGCAGUAUUCCCUGGAAGGAGAAACCCAUGUGCCAGGCGUUCUUGGAUCUCACAUUGUCGCUCUUCUGCAACAACGAGGAAACUUCUGGUCCAGUGCCCUGAGAAUGAAAUAUGGAUUGUUUGGAGAUGCGAAAAACCUUCAACAUGAAUGUACCAUGGGUCAGAAAUUAAAAGUGGAGAACAUCCUACAGAAUGCUUACAGACUGGAUCUCGAACAUGAACUUUAUUGCACUCAGAUCCUAGCCUACAACCACAAGGUACAUGUGCAUCAUGAAGAAACUGUGUCUCGGCUGCACUCCCAGGUAGAAGUGAACUAUGGAAAACACUGGGAUGAAAUCAACAACAAAAGGAGAGUGAUAAUCAGCCAGACAUUUACAAAUCAUUCCCGUCCAACUCUAAGUAGCUAUUUCAUGGAGUUCACAGUCCAAGUGCCAGAAAUGCAGGUGGAUUACAGGACUCAACUCCAGCACUCUUGUACCACAAAGAGUUACACAGAAAGCAGCACCAACUUUAAAGUGCACUAUAACAACCGCAUCCCCUUUGUGGUGGGGCUGCAGUGGAAAGAGACGUCGCGGCAGUCUCUGAAGAGCUGGGAAGGCAUGUUCAACAUGGACACUCCAUGGCUGUAUCUGUAUGCGGCUCACAAGCUACACCAGCCCCAGCGUUCAGCUUAUUUGGCUACUAUUGAAUUAACCACUGGGAAAGCCUUCACCAUCAAGGGCCUGGCAGUGGAGGUCUUCUGUAAGGACAAAGAUAACAAAAAGGAAGGGAGGAUUCUGAUCCACACACCAACCACUACCUAUUUGCACGCAUCCACAGUCAACCAUCUCGCAAAGGGGUUUCUGCACAGCCAGAGCGAAGUGGUCUCUAUGUGGAACCAGCUCAUAAAGAAUGAGAUUCAUGUGGAAAAUCAUGAAGGGACCAAGUUUCUCCUCUUCAGGAUCAAGUCUGCAAAGCAAGAAUUUAAUAUGACAAUGGCUUACUUUCACCUGGAGGUGCCGAGGAAGAUGAAUGUUACCAUCCAGGUUUUGUGGACGGGCCACAAGAACCUCCCGCCGCUUGGGCUGCAGUUUGAGAUGCAGAUCGAAGAAGUAAAGAAGGAAAAAAUGUUCUACCAGAAACGUGGGACUGUCCUGUUCAGACAUGCGUUUGAAGUGCCCAUUCCGCAAAGCUUUUUCCUCCAGGAAACCUUUACCGUGAACAAAAAGGAGAAGCAUUAUUUCUUGGAAACUAAAGUUCUGAUAAACGGGCUCGAAGAGUCUGUUCAAACGCUCACACUCGGCUAUCAAGCUGAAAAUCCGCAUAUUUGUGCUGGAUUGACUCAUCCAUACAACAGCAAGAUCUUCCCCCAAAACAUAGAGAUUUGCGCCGUAACUCAAAAUCUUACCUGUGCUAAAUGCGAGAUUGAGGUGACCCUAAAGGUCAACAGGAAAGAUGUCUUCAGCUUCCUGGGCAAGUACCAGAACAAAUCCAGCACGGCUGAUUCCCAACAUCUUGUACAAAUGGACAUGGCCCAUUCCUUCCAGCUCAAGUUUCCACAGUCAAUUGCUAUGACUGGGGAACUCUUUUCAAGGGAAACCGAGAUGGCUGAUUUUGGCUGGGGUUUGACAAUCAAAGCUACAAUCGACCAACAGGACAGCUCGCAGUUCACGGCUUGGCUGAAUGGAUCGAAGGCUGGUUUUGGAGUUUAUUCUCAACUUUUUAACCUGAAUCAAUCAAACUUUCCACCAAGUUUUCAGGCUCACAUCGCUACAAACCGAUACGGCAAGAACGGUCUCAAUGGAUCCUUUUGUCUUCAUUCCAAUGGAAAGGAUUUGGUGCUGUUGGAAGCAGACUUCAAUGGCGAGAUGAGGAAGGAUGCCAGAAGCAUCAGAGCGAGUGCUCUCCUAAGACAGGCCAUUCUGACACAGUUUAAAUAUUCAUGGCUGCAGUUCAUGGGCAAGUUGUCCCCAUCAAGAGUUAUGCUGUCUUCUGUGAUCGAGCUGAAUCAAAACGCCUUUCACCUGGGUGUCGCAGGCUCCAAAGAGCAGAAAGUGGGUCUUCUUCUGCUGAACCUCCACGGCAGUCUCCAGCAUAAUGUCCUUAGCUUAAAGCACGUCAUACCUCCGGAGGUUUCUCUGAGUGGCUCUCUCAAGCACAAGAACAACAUCCAUGAAGGCAUCAUGCACAUGGUAGUUAACCGGUCAGUGUUUGGAGUGCACGUCCGGAACAGAAACAUCUUUGGAAACGAAAGCUUUCACAACAUCGCUGUGGCUGUGACGCAGAAUGGUAGCCGUGCUUUUCCGACAGAGGCAAAGCUAAGAGGGCAACUGGAGCUCAAAAGAGGGAUCCAGAGGGGCUCAGCCAGUAUUCAGAUGGACACAAGAGUUCUCUGUGUUAAUAUCUCAAACAUCAUCCUUCAGGAGCAGAUUGGAGCCACCGGGAUGCUCGUGCACAACAUUAGUGGUUUAUAUACAGCAGAAAGUAGCAUCAUGGCCACGUAUAGCCACAUCAGUACCAACCACACAGUAAUGCUGAAACUGCAAGGAGGCCACAGAAGGAGGACUACACCAACUGGGGUUGAGAAGCUGCCCACGGAAACCCUUCACGCCCAGUUCAUUGCAAACGCCCAUCACAACAUGCCAGAUCUAAAGAAGCAUGGAAUACCUUUCAGGGUAGAAUCCACUUGCCAUUAUCAAAAUUUCAACAAGAAGCUUACAAUGGGGUUAACAGUCCAGGCCGGAGAAGAAGAAUUCAAGGUUAAACUGGAGAAUCGAGGCACCGACAGCGCAGCAGGAUUUUCCCUUUUCUUCCAUCAUGAUAUGGAACGCCUGCUUCAUACCCUUCCAUCAUUAGUUCAGGUCCAGUGUGAUGGAGAAUCCACAUCUCAUCAGCUUGCUGGCCACUGCAGUGGAGAAGUUGCCAAUCACUCACUGGAGGCACCAGCAAGAGUUUGGCUCAAUGGAUCAGUGCUGACAAGCAACUGUACAGCUGAUGUAGUCAGAGAACUUGUUUCCAAUGUCACCUUUACUCCAUUCCAUGCCCACACUGCCUGCAACCCUGAGCAUAAGGUGGAGAUCAGUCUCCGGCAUGUCUGGCCUUACCUGAGCUCUCUAGGUUUUGCUCAAGAGAGUCAGAUAAAUGUAGCCACUGUGAAAGGGGACAAGUACAAAGGUCUUCUGGAAGUCACUCUUGGAAAAUGCACGUUAACAGGCAAUGGAGAACUAAGGACAGAAGGCAAUGCCAUGGCUGCAGAAUGGAAAGUCAUUCUUCUGAAUAAAUGCGACAUUGUGGAGGAUCUUGGAGUUCCAAUAACAAUGGAUGGUUCAGGGCAUAUUUUAAUCAAUAAAACGAACCUUGAUUCUCAAGUAUUGUUUACUGCAGGAGAAAAUAGUUUACGUGGAUUCCUCAUAUUAAAAGUCCUGGAUACCAGGCAAGAGUUGCAUGCCUUGCUGGCCCAUAAUAUCAAAGGCAUCCUUCAUUUUGGCAUUCCUGCAAGGACGGUAGUAGAUUUAAUUUCAGAAAAGAAGGGUGGUAUUCGUAAAAGGCUGCUUCAGUUCAACGCGGACGGCAAGCAGAUCACAGAGGAACUGAGUUUUACACAAAGGCCGGACCACAUCGCUCUUGACUACAGGCUCACACAUAAUUUAGAGACUUUGCAGGCACUGUGGAUAGAAGACAGGAUAGAGCUGCAGGCUGCAGCGAGGCUAAUGGAUGUCAAGAACUUAAGGCUGAAGAUUCAGUAUAGUUCAUGCUGGAUAAUUGUUGGAGGACAAAUGCAAGUGGAUGAAGCAAGGAUGAAUUUAACAGGGAACUUUAAUCAUAAGUGGCCAUGGCUGCUAGGCUCACAUAUACCAGAAACCAUCCAGAUGAUUAUGUCCUUUGAAAUGAAUACCACUCAAGAGAGACGGAUCCAGACCAUGAGCGGACAGACACUGAUUACGUUUAUUGUGAACUCUCUCCAUGUGGACCAGCAGCACAAUACCCCCUGCUGCUGCCUGCAUAAUGUUACAGCAGUGAUAACAUCAAGACACCCCGAAGCCAUCAACCUGACCUUCUUGCUUCAGAAACUACAAAACAAGGCUAGAGUAGCAUUUCAAGGACAGUAUAAUAACGAAAGUAUGACCGUGGCUGUCUUCACUGGCUUUGAAUUGUAUGGCCCCUUGGAACUCACCGCAGAAGUAAAGCACUCCUUAAGUCAUCUCAGGCAUCUUGGGUUCCCUUUCAGCCUUAAGCUGACGCUCCUUGAGAUCUUGUCUGAAAACAAAACGGAAGCAUCCCUGAAACUGGCUUGUGACCCAAACCUAAAUCUGUUCUUUGUUUUCAGGGCUAAACAUAAGUUGCAAAGUGAAGAAUUACAUACCAAGUUGCUCCAGAACCUGCCAUAUCUCCUUCAGUAUUUCCCCAGCAUGGCUGAAGUUUCCUCAAAGGUGAAUUAUUUGACCAAAGAAGCAGAAGGUAAAUUUUCCAUCCAAAUGGAAAAUAAGGAUUUCCUUGUUUUGACAAAAUUAGCAUUUUCUGCAAGCAACCACACACACAUUCUUGAAUUGAUGCACACCAUGCCUCAGUUCACAGUCCUUCCAAGGCGAUUUGUUCUCACAACAGCUUACCAAACAAGCAAGAGAACUAGAGUACUGAGUUGGGUUGCGUUAUGGGACGGCAAAGAGGUAAAACUUGCAGGCAGUUACAGCGGACUCUUUCCAAAGAUAUCUGGAGGUCACGAACUGAAGGUGGAGAUCGGUCAUCCUUUCUUGAUCCCUUUUCCUCAGUGUUCAAUGCUCAGCCUACUUGCGGAGCAUUCUGUGCGGAGCCACAGGGACAAUAUUAUUGUUGGCUGGGACACAAAGGAGCAGGUCUCAGUAUCUUCAUCCCUCAAGUUGGGGAAAGAACGGGUCCAUUACUGCAUUGCUGUAGCUCACCCUUUUAACUUCACCAUGAAACACAUGGAGGUGCGUUCCCUAACAGAAAGCAGAAGAGGCACAUACAACCAGCAGGUGUGGCUGGCUUGGAAUGACGGGCACCCUUCUCAUCUUAAAUUUACUUUUGGAGACAAGUCCAAGCUCAACAUCACCCUUUGGGAUGCUUGUGUCAUAGCUUCCUUCGGCCAGGUUCAGAACAUUCUAAGUGUGGUGAAUCUCCAGGCCUGUGGGUCUCUCGAGCAGACCGCAGCCUUGUUCAAUCAGCACUUAGACCUGAAGUGGGAUGGCAAAAGAUUCAUGCAGAAUCUGACCUAUGAGAAAAGCAAGUCAUUGCAUCUGGAUAAAAUUCAGGUGGAAGCAAUUUUGGAAAACGUCUUUUUGACUUCAUGUUCCAGUCAGCACAUUCUGGGGAAAGUUGAAACGGACUACUCAGCUUGGCUUAAUUAUUUUAUGAGCCUUGGAGUCUGCGGCCUUCCAAAUGCAAUUGCGCUGUCUGGGAAACAUCAGCUACACAAGGGAGAUUUUAUCUUGCAAUCGGAAGGCAAGCUAAGCCUUGCUGGCAAGGUGGGGUCGAUCACGGUGGCCUUCAGGAAUCAUAGCACACCUGAAAUGAAGAACUAUUCCACAGAAAUUUCACUCAAAGCAUCAGAGGCUGUUUGGCUGGCUGUGACGGGGGGGUGGACAUCCUCAGGUGGUCAAUGUCAAAUCCUGGUGGAGGCCAAGACUGACCUGAAAGAGAAAGUGAAAUUAGCAGCUUCAAAAGGAAAGGAAUGCCUUCAGUAUUACAUGGGCUAUCUGAAAGACAACACUGAGGAUGGGCUGGAGCUUGCAGCUUGCACAGAUGGCCGACAGCACGUCGCUCUCAAUGCCUACCUCGUUGGUAACGGAGCAAGGCGAGAGGAAGUGGGGCGCCUGGCCCUAGAAGCCUCUAACCAAAGCUUGAGCAUCGAGGCCUAUGGCUGUGGGGAUCCACUUAUUAAGACAGAGACAAAACUGAAUGAGAUUACAUCCAAUCUGCAGCACAGACUGGUGGCAAAGAUCAAAAACCUAGAAGGACACCUUCGGGAUCUCAGGAAAUCGGUACAGCACAUUGACUCUCUGUACGAUACAGUUGGGUGGCCCUUGAAAGCUUCCCAGGAAGUAGCCGGGAUCCUCCAAAGCAAGAUGAGAGGAGCCGUCCAGUUGUGGAGACAGAGUGGAGUCAAGCAAGUGCUACAGGACAGCCUCCCACUUUACCUGGGAAAGCUUCAAGUCAUCAUACAACAAAUGCAGAUGGAGUUGCAAAAGCCAUUAACAACGCUGAACGAUGCCUAUUACGAUGUGACCUUGAAACCUUUGGAUGAGGUGUGGCAGCAGAGGACUGAUGAGUAUCUGAAGAAGCUCCAGGCUUUGGUGCCCACUGUGGUGAAGGACGUGUGGCUGAUGGAGCCAAUCCAAGUUUCACUGAGAACGUUGAAAACUGGAUUAGAUAUGGUGACACAGCAGAUGCUAAGCUGGGCAGAAGCAAAGUUCUCCAGAACAGUGACCAAGCUUCUGCAACCUCUAUCAAGCCUGUACAGUUUCUCAGCCAGAAACUGCUCCAUGGCAGUGAGAUUGCCAGUGAAGCCUAAAGGAGAGCCCACACUGGGCCUGGCCAGCAUCACAAACUAUCUCAUUGAAGAAAAACUUAUGAAGCCUUUCCGAGACCUGUACAGCAUCAACCCAGUUGCAGAAUAUUACAGGUUUAAGCAAACUAUGAUGGAAAGCCCAUUUGAACAUCAUGCCUUGUUGAUAGGGAACAAGCACCUGCAGACAUUUGAUGGGAAAAUAUACAGUUUGACCUCUGAAUGCAGCAUCCUGCUGGCCAAGGAUUUCAUUCAUGAUGCAUUUACUGUAAUAUUAAACCUAAGCAAAGGUAGCAGAAGAUCACUACACGUCGACAUGAAUGGUACUGCUGUUGUUAUCUACCCAGAACAGAAGCUCUACAAGAAGUACAACUAUUCCCUGUUGGCAGAGAACUGCCAACGUUUUGACAUUCCUCUUGAAGAAGACGAAGGCCUUGCAAUCCGAAGAGUAUCAGAUCUUGUAGAAGUGUCUACAACUAACGGGGCUUUAUUUUCAUGUGACCUUCGCUAUGACCUCUGCUCUCUUACCUUGGAUGGCUGGCAUCAUGGUGUGUCUGCUGGCCUUUUUGGUACCAAUGACAAUGAAGCUGGCAACGAAUGGAUGCUUCCAGAUCAUUCCUAUGCAGACAGCGUGCAAGAGUUCAUGGAGUCAUGGCAGGUGAGCAACCAGUGCAGCCCGGUGAAGAGGACCGACAAGGCAUGUCUUGAUGCAUCUGGCCCCCAAAUCUGCAAAACUUUCUUCCUGGAUUCUGACUCCCUCUUUAGGAACUGCUUCAGAGUUGUGAAUCCAGAACCAUUCUACAGCCUAUGCACAAAUGACAUGUGUGAACUGCAGAGUGUAAAACCAGCUUGCUCCUUGGCUGCAGCAUUUGUGAACUUGUGCAACAGGAAUUUUGUUCCCUUAGAGAUGCCGCUUCAAUGUGAUGGAGAACUGAGGCUGAAGGACAGCAGCUUGCCUAAGACCAUAGAAUGAGUCCAUGGCUGAGGGAGAGAUGGCACUCAGUUCUCCUGUAUCUCAAGGCCAAGUCUUGAACAGAGGGCUACACACAGGCUCUCAGUGUACUUUAUAUGUCUGGAGAUUCUUUCACUACAUUGCUUUACUAGUCCUGUCUCCUGCCAGUUGUAGUUUUUGAUUUCACAUUUUCCGAAGAUGGGCGAGACGUCCCUUUUCCUGCCUAGAACACCCUCACCAUGGUUUUAUCGUAAAACAUCCUGCUUGAAAAGCGACAGCAUCAACCAAAGCAGGAUUUACAAUUAAAUGAAAAAUCAAGCUUGCUAGGGUUGCAAGCCAAAAAAUAAUUAGGAGUCCUUGUUUUAAUUGAAUCAAAGCAACAUCUUGGGGUUUGUUUUUUUUUGCAUAUCCCUAAGCAACCAACUAGUUCUGCUCUUUAUAUCACAUGUCUUUAUCGAUCACAUUACAAAUAUGUGUCAGAAUUGCUGGCAGUGGGCUGGCCAAUGGGAUGUGCAUUUUCAUAGGAAACACAGAAAGGUGCCUUUUACCAGGUCAGACUAUUUGACCUUUGGGACCCUUACUAUCUAUCCAGGCUGGCAGCAGCUCUCAGGCAGAGGUUUCUCACAUCACCUGUUAUCUUAAUCCUUUUACCUAGAGAUGGAAUUGGGGGCCUUGUGCGUACUAAGCAUGUGCUCUUAUCAUUGACAUUUGUAUAGUCCCUCCCCAAUUGUUCUAGAUGUUUGCAUGAUCAGCACCAUUUGUCCACAACACAAUCAUCACACGGACAUUUUUGACAUGGUGGUAGAUGAAUGCAUGCAAGAUUAAACUGCCCCUUGCUAAGCUGAUCUAAGGCGAGUAUUGGUCCUGUGUUAAUACUCUUGAACAAGACAGAGUAAAACGCUUCCUUUGCCUGUUGCAGAUUCUCACUUUUAUUUUGUGUUCCAACCCAACAUUUCAAAAAUUUUACACUGAAAACUAAUGGCUAGAUCGCUAUCGAUGGACUGCCUUAUAGCCGAACAUUAUUCAAGGCACAUCCUCUCUUCUGUCUAGUUGGGCGAUGGAGGAAUUUGCCUUUUGUAUGCAGUGAGAACUAGGCUUAGCGGAAAGGCAAGGGACGCUUGAUACAAUGGGUGUGAAAGCAACGGAUUCUGGGAGAAAACGUGAGCUAUCUAGGCUGCAUCAGGGCUGAAUGGGCCAUAGUCAGUGGCAGAGCAUCUGCUUUGCAUGCGGAAAGUCCCAGGUUCAACACCUUGCAUCUCCAGGCAGGGCUGGGAGAAACCCUUGCCUGAAGUCCGGGAGAGCCACUGCCUGUCAGUGCAGACAAUACUGAGCUAGGAGCAGCAGUAGUCUGAUUUAGUAUAAGGCAGCUUCCUAUAUCUGCUCCUUUGGGGGAAAGGGCCGUAGCUCAGUGACAGAGCAUCUGUCUCGGAUGUAGAAGGUCCCAGGUUCAAUCUCUGCUGUCUUCAGGCAGAGUAACUUGGCAGAGACUCCUGCCUGAAACCCCAGACAGCAGCUGCCAGUCAGUGUGGACGAUACUGAGCAGAAUGUGUAUGUAAUGGCAUGUUAGAAAUCACUGGAUGAAAUAUCUCGCCUGUUAUACGAUUUUAGGUCUUAUCCGUUAAAUAGUUUGGAAUAUUUUGAUCUAACAAUAAAAAGCAAU